Drosophila melanogaster (fruit fly) is the source of this 1596-nucleotide messenger RNA. It is a transcript of the gene tko, whose product is annotated as technical knockout. Lineage: Eukaryota; Metazoa; Arthropoda; Insecta; Diptera; Drosophilidae. Gene Ontology annotation, molecular function: structural constituent of ribosome. The transcript is spliced from 2 exons. The record is from RefSeq and is marked reviewed. The coding region runs from base 1083 to 1547 and encodes 154 amino acids. Gene Ontology annotation, biological process: translation. Gene Ontology annotation, cellular component: mitochondrion; small ribosomal subunit; ribosome.
ACCUGUGCCAGCUCUAGGACAGCAACAGCUGAUUGUCACAUUAGAAUUGAAUUGGAAUUAGAUUAUUAAAUAUUUUAGCGCUUUUAUAACACAAAAGGCCGACUAAAUAGCUUCCGAGCAAGCGCCACCAAUCCGAGCGACGGCUGGUACUACAAACUGAACAAAAAACUACUGAACAAAACUCCAAGAGCAUGAAUUUUCUGCGGCAAUCCUUUGGCAUUACGAAACAGUUGGCUUCGCAGGCUGCUCCUAAGCAGGAACUGGCCCUCAGGAGUCCGUGACUUGGCGCAUUUAGCCACCCUUCCGCUGCGAAGCGAAAACCAAAUAAACCGGGAGCGCAUAAGUGUUUGUUUUCCCCCCGACUUUCGUGCAUUUCCCCCAGGUUUUACCAACUCUUUUUGAGUUGGCCGCGCGUGGCGGCCGCACUUUUCGCCUGCGAAUAUUUUCAUUGCCAGUUUCACAUGCACAUCAACAUGCACAUUCCGCAGCUCCCCCGCUUUAGAUUGGAAAAAUAAUUGAAAACCUGUCACCCCGAAAAAGAAGGAAAAGCGCGGAAACAAUGGAAAUGUUCAACCGCAAAAAAAAGGUCGCAGUUUAGGAGACAAUAGGUGCCGGAUUUGUUUGUCCGGCAAUCCUGCAUAUGGAAAUUAUUACCUGCCGCUUGUGUUGUGUGUGGCAUUUGGCAUAUUUAUAAUUGAAAACGCUGCUACGUCGCUUUGUUUCUGGCCAAAAAGGCUUGACAGGAUUCGGAGCGAGUACUUCCAUGCUUGCGCGUCAUUUGGCCGCAAUUAUUGUCGCCAGCCGCCAACUCCGUUCCACAAUUCUCGAUUUCCACAGAGAUUAGCCGUAUGACAAAGGAGCCAGCACAGAACCAGCGGGCAUUGUCAAUCACUGACCAACUGUCCGUGGAAGUGACCCUUUUGUCCGCAUUUCGAAGCCGGUACAGUCGUGCUUUAUUGAUUUCGAGCGAUCUCUUUCGCUCCCAUCAUUGCAUUCUCAAUCGAGUCGAUCGAUGGCCGAACCCUUGUGUGUUUAUAGUCUAGCCACUUUCUCAUAAUCAACUAGGAGUGUUACCUCUAAAAAUGAUCAUGAUUGCAAUCUCAAACUUGGAGCAGUUAAUUUUGUUGUACUGGUUUUCUUUAAGCGACAUAUCUAACUCUUUCACUUCUUUGCCAGCCAUCCAGUGCAGCUAUGAGACCGCCGUCCGUGGAAUGGCAUCGCUGCAGCAGAUGCACCGCAGCGGACCGCACAUAAAGACGCGUCCGCCGCGCCAGCCGCUGGAUGGAAAGCCCUUCGCCAAGGGCGUUGUCCUGAAGACGCUGAUAAAGAAGCCCAAGAAGCCGAACUCGGCCAAUCGAAAGUGCGUGCUGGUGCGCCUCUCCACCGGCAAGGAGAUGGUGGCCUACAUCCCCGGCAUCGGGCACAACCUGCAAGAGCACAACAUUGUACUGUGCCGCGUGGGGCGUCUGCAGGACGUGCCCGGCGUUAAGCUGAAGGCUGUGCGCGGAGUCUACGACUUGGCGCACGUCGUCAAGAAGAGCCAAUAGUUAAUAACCACUUCCUAAUCACGUUGUUCAAAUGCAUUGCUUCACAAUC